Chrysochloris asiatica (Cape golden mole) is the source of this 2265-nucleotide messenger RNA. RefSeq names its product G elongation factor, mitochondrial 1 (gene GFM1). Gene Ontology annotation, molecular function: translation elongation factor activity; GTPase activity; GTP binding. The transcript is spliced from 18 exons. NCBI's taxonomy places the organism in Eukaryota, Metazoa, Chordata, Mammalia, Afrosoricida, Chrysochloridae. Gene Ontology annotation, biological process: mitochondrial translational elongation. The coding region runs from base 1 to 2265 and encodes 754 amino acids. The record is from RefSeq and is a predicted model, not a curated record. Gene Ontology annotation, cellular component: mitochondrion.
AUGAGGCUGUUGGGUGUCGCCGCUGCCGCGGCUCUGGGGCGUGGGCCACUCCCGAGGGUCCCUGCCGCCGUGGGCUGGCAGGGGAAGCAGGUUAAUUGGAGGAUCUGCCGAUGGUGUUCAUCUAGGGUAAUUCCUAAUGAAAAGAUACGAAAUAUUGGAAUCUCAGCUCACAUUGAUUCUGGGAAAACAACACUAACGGAACGAGUGCUUUACUACACAGGCAGGAUUGCAAAGAUGCAUGAGGUGAAAGGAAAAGACGGAGUUGGUGCCGUCAUGGAUUCCAUGGAACUAGAGAGACAAAGAGGCAUCACCAUUCAGUCAGCAGCCACCUUUACCAUGUGGAAAGAUGUCAAUAUCAACAUCAUAGAUACUCCUGGCCAUGUGGACUUCACGAUUGAAGUUGAAAGGGCUCUGAGAGUGUUGGAUGGAGCAGUCCUCGUUCUCUGUGCUGUUGGAGGGGUGCAGUGCCAGACCAUGACUGUCAAUCGUCAGAUGAAGCGCUACAACGUUCCAUUUCUAACUUUCAUUAACAAACUGGACCGAAUGGGCUCCAACCCAGCCCGGGCACUGCAGCAAAUGAGGUCCAAGCUAAAUCAUAAUGCAGCAUUUGUGCAGAUACCCAUUGGUUUGGAGAAUGAUUUUAAAGGUAUUAUAGAUCUUAUUGAGGAACGAGCUAUCUAUUUUGAUGGAGAAUUUGGUCAGGUUGUUCGAUACGGUGAAAUUCCAGCAGAAUUGAGGGCAAUGGCAGCUGACCACCGGCAGGAGCUGAUUGAAUGUGUUGCCAAUUCUGAUGAGCAACUUGGUGAGCUGUUUCUGGAAGAAAAGAUCCCAUCAGUUUCUGAUAUAAAGCUUGCAAUCCGAAGAGCUACUUUAAAUAGAUCUUUCACUCCUGUCUUUAUGGGAAGUGCCUUGAAGAACAAAGGAGUUCAGCCUCUUUUAGAUGCUGUUUUAGAAUAUCUCCCAAAUCCAUCAGAAGUCCAGAAUUUUGCUGUUCUUAAUCAGGAGGAUGACUCAAAAGAGAAAACCAAAAUUUUGAUGAACUCCAAAAGAGACAACUCCCACCGAUUCGUCGGCCUGGCUUUUAAACUGGAGGCAGGUCGAUUUGGACAGCUAACUUACGUCCGUAAUUAUCAGGGCGAGCUAAAGAAGGGUGACACCAUCUAUAAUACGAGGACAAGAAAGAAGGUGCGGGUACAACGGCUGGUUCGCAUGCAUGCCGACAUGAUGGAGGAUGUUGAGGAAGUGUAUGCCGGAGACAUCUGUGCAUUGUUUGGCAUUGACUGUGCUACUGGGGACACAUUCACAAACAAAGAUAAUAGUGGCCUUUCUAUGGAGUCAAUUCAUGUUCCUGAUCCUGUCAUUUCAAUAGCAAUGAGGCCUUCUAACAAGAAUGAUCUAGAAAAAUUCUCAAAAGGUAUUGGCAGGUUUACAAGAGAAGAUCCCACAUUUAGAGUCCACUUUGACACUGAGAGCAAAGAAACAAUUGUAUCUGGAAUGGGGGAAUUACACUUGGAGAUCUAUGCUCAGAGGAUGGAAAGAGAAUAUGGCUGCCCUUGUAUCACAGGAAAGCCAAAAGUUGCCUUUAGAGAAACCAUUACUGACCCUGUCCCGUUUGAGUUUACACAUAAGAAACAAUCCGGUGGUGCCGGCCAGUUUGGGAAAGUGAUGGGUGUGCUGGAGCCUCUGGACCCAGAGGACUACACCAAGCUGGAGUUCUCAGAUGAAACUUUUGGGUCAAAUAUUCCAAAGCAGUUUGUGCCUGCUGUAGAAAAGGGGUUUUUGGAUGCCUGUGAGAAGGGCCCUCUUUCUGGUCACAAACUGUCUGGGCUCCGGUUUGUCCUGCAAGAUGGAGCACACCACAUGGUUGAUUCCAAUGAGAUUUCUUUCAUCCGAGCUGGAGAAGGUGCUCUUAAACAAGCCCUGGCAAAUGGAACAUUAUGUAUUCUUGAACCUGUUAUGGCCGUGGAAGUUAUAGCUCCUAGUCAAUUUCAGGGAGCAGUGAUUGCAGGAAUUAACCGGCGUCAUGGAGUAAUCACAGGCCAGGAUGGAAUUGAGGACUAUUUUACGUUGUAUGCAGAUGUUCCUCUAAAUGAUAUGUUUGGUUAUUCCACUGAACUUAGGUCAUGCACAGAGGGUAAAGGAGAAUAUACGAUGGAGUACUGCAGAUAUCAGCCAUGUUCACCAUCCACUCAAGAAGAUCUCAUUAACAAAUAUUUGGAAGCUACAGGUCAACUUCCAGAUAGAAAGGGAAAAGCCAAGAACUAA